Penicillium cataractarum is the source of this 2229-nucleotide messenger RNA. RefSeq lists its product as uncharacterized. Gene Ontology annotation, molecular function: zinc ion binding; DNA-binding transcription factor activity, RNA polymerase II-specific; sequence-specific DNA binding. The coding region runs from base 1 to 2229 and encodes 742 amino acids. The record is from RefSeq and is a predicted model, not a curated record. Gene Ontology annotation, cellular component: nucleus. Lineage: Eukaryota; Fungi; Ascomycota; Eurotiomycetes; Eurotiales; Aspergillaceae. The transcript has 2 exons. Gene Ontology annotation, biological process: positive regulation of transcription by RNA polymerase II; DNA-templated transcription.
AUGGUCAUUACAUCCCAUACGGCGGAGGCACAUCAGCGUCGCCGAACCCGGACCCGGGCGGAGCGGAUAAGGCGAAAAGUGACAAGGGCAUGCGAUGCCUGCAAGGCACGCAAAAAGGCAUGCACUGGGGACAUACCGUGCGAAUCUUGUGUACGGCUGGAGCUAUCAUGCACGUAUGAUGUUCCCUAUAACCGGGGGUCUGCUGCUUUCCCGCAACCCUCGUCACGACCGAUGGAAACGGGAGGCGGAAAUAGAGCGAACAAGACGCCUGCCGCGAGAGUAGUAGACGGGGCUGUGGCUACACCUUCACCCACGGAGAAUCCAGGACGCCGAUCUGUCACCACGUCGUCGAGUCUAGCUGCGACACAUCCGACUCCGGAAGAUGGCAAUUCAACCGAAGUUGGCGGCCAAUACAGAGGGCCAGCAUCCGCCCAUUCGUUCUUGGACAGAGCUGUCAGAAACUUGCACGGGGCUCCACCUCCAUUAUCGUUGCCUUCGGAGGAUGUAUCCGCUUCGAUUUUCUCGCAUGGCGAUCGGCAUGCCCCGAGAACACUGGUAUCUCAAAUGCGCUGGCCUGACCGAUCAACGGCCGAUUACUUGAUACGGCGAUAUUUUGAAUUUGCAUCACCUACCUACAGAGUGCUACACCAAGGGACUGUCGACACUUGGGCAGAAGCCCUUUUUGGGCCCAAUGAGCCAUUAGAGGGCGAAACCACAACUUCAGCGGUGUCAUCUGCUGCCAAGGCAAUUCUCUUACUGCUAUGUGCUACAAGUUCCUUGUUCUCUACUCGCGAUGGAUCGCCGGCUCAAAACACCCAAGACUGGUCAAAUUGGCAAGACAGCGAGACUUAUUAUCAGAUCGCUGAACAGAUCCUUGCCCAGGAAACCGGUGCACCGUCUUUGGAGUCUGCGCAGGCCCGGUUCCUGACGGUUCUAUAUCUUUUAAGUACCUCUCGAGUAAACCAAGCCUGGUACAACUUUGGCACCACGGUACAACUCGUGAUGGCACUAGGUCUUCAUCGAAAGCAAACACGACCACGAGCAUUUGCCUCGAUUGCAUCGAGUGCGGUUGCCGCAGAGUGUUCGAAGCGUGUACUGUGGUGCUCUUUUACUCUCGAUGAGUACCUCAGCCUCAUACUUGGUCGGCCGCGAUUACUUCGAGAAGAGGACAUUGAUCAAGAGUACCCAACCUUGAUCAACGACGAAGCCCUGGAUUAUAAGCCUAGAUCACGCUCUGCUCCCCUGAGAAAUUGCUUGAUGGAUGCAUCCGUUUGCCAUGCGAAGAUUUCUCGAAUUCUAGCACGAGCCUCUAGGGACUUGUACUCGAUCAAAUCUCUCGAUAAGGAGCAAGAAGUCGAGACCAUUGCGAUAUUGAUGGAGCAGAUCACCGAAUGGCAAUCCAAAUUACCGCCUCUCUUAGGAGAUUGGGUUUGUCCGAGCAGCCUGAUCUCAAUUUUUCGAAGACAACUGACCGUCAUCCGCCUGGCUCGACUCCAUGCUAUUAUGUUUGUUACUCGACCGCUUCUUCUUCGAGACUAUUCGCAACGCAUGAACAUAGAUGGGCCCUUGAAGCAGUUUCUGCGAACUUGUAUCUACACGGUUCGCGAUACCCUUGAACUGGUGUUAGAACUCGUCAAGGAUAAUCUACUGUUCCCGGCGUUCUGGUAUACGCAGUACAUUGCUUUUACCGCCCUCUCAAUCGUCUACAUCUAUCUUAUCCACUCAAAAAAGGGUCGAAUUCCAUAUGAAUGGUUAUUUGCGCACGAUGAGAGCCAGGAAUUACCACCUAUCGAUCGUAUGAUGCUUUAUAAUCUGGCAGAAGAGACGCAAUAUCAUCUUGGUCAUGCAACCGAAAUGAACGCUCUUGCAUGGAGAUACACCGUCGUCCUGAAAGCUCUAAGGCUGGAGGCAAUGGGAGAAGAGAAUGAGACGCACGUCGAUGAUGUGGCGGACUCGCAAGUCGAUUCGAAUGAGGAAGCCGUGGCCACUUUGCCGAUGGAAGUCGUUCGUACAGAAGGCGUCCCCCAUGAGCAACUCCCUGUGGACUGGACAGGGCUUUGGACCUCCCUUAUCGAACCGGUCAAUCCGUCGAUUCACGGUUCCGGGCUACUUGAUUCUGGAAUAGGAGGCUUGCUCAGCUUCAAUGGUCUCACCGAUGAGCUUUGUCUUGACUUCUGGCCGCAGCUUGAUCGUUUACCAACGUCACUGCUAAAUUCACGGAAUGCGUGA